AUGUACCUGAAUGGCAAUUUCAGCAAGUUAGCUCUUUUCCCCUUGUCGGCUAAAGCCACUUUCAACGGGAACCGAUUAGACAAAGUCUACAAAGGCAUAUGGUAUCCCUUCCUGAGUGGAUCGUACAAUGUCGUGUACACAGAUUCGGAUCUCAUCAUUGAUCAUUACUGCUUCUUAGGCAAUGAUGUCGUUCAAGUCUUUACGAAUGUGAAGAAUCCCAGUGCCGAAGUGCUGGAGCGAAUGUGGAAAGUCGUUGCUGAGAGUCCAGAGGUGAACGAGUCUAAACUGAGGAGAGUCAACUGUUGAUUAUGUAUAGUGCCAAAGAAACCCUGAUUUCAAAACACGACUUUUUUACAUUUUUAGAACUUGCCAAUUGUUGACAAUAGAGGCAUCUCACCUGCAGGAAACACCAAAAUCUACUGUUACACUUCAACUGGAGUCUUCUCUAUGAAUAUUAAUGCAGCACAUUUUG
This is a messenger RNA of Schistocerca americana (American grasshopper), 472 nucleotides long. RefSeq lists its product as uncharacterized. Bases 1 to 306 code for a protein of 101 amino acids. The record is from RefSeq and is a predicted model, not a curated record. The transcript is spliced from 4 exons. NCBI's taxonomy places the organism in Eukaryota, Metazoa, Arthropoda, Insecta, Orthoptera, Acrididae.